Messenger RNA from Parascedosporium putredinis, 963 nucleotides. NCBI's taxonomy places the organism in Eukaryota, Fungi, Ascomycota, Sordariomycetes, Microascales, Microascaceae. The record is from the annotation of a GenBank genome assembly.
AUGACUUCUGUCCUCGACUUCCCCCAGCUCUGGCAGAAGCCUUCUUUCCAAAGUCUGGUCGCUUGCCUUGACGCCCUUGAGAUCAAGCCCCCAUCUGGAACAAUGCCCGCGCCCAGGACAACAGCGCCGCCGAGCAAGAGGCUCAUUUCUCUCACCGGCGCGAGCGACGAAGAGAGGGAGGCCAUCUGGGACCUGGCGAGCAAGCGCAUUUCAGAACGUUCCGGGCGACAGGCUAUGGGCGAAAUCACCCGCCGGUGGCCCUUCACCAUUAGCACGAAGCCUUCGUUUGAGCUCGUCAUCAAGGAGCCCGCCCUCACGGGCGACUCCAUCGGCUUCAAAACCUGGGGAUCCUCCUACCUCCUCGCCCUCCAGCUCGAGUCCCUUGCAUCCACCCACCUCUCCCACCUUCUUAACCGAACUCUUAGUCGUCCCAAGCCCGCCGUGCUCGAGCUUGGCUCCGGAACGGGCCUCCUCGGCCUCGCCGCCGCCGCCGUUUGGGGUACUCGGGUCCUUUUGAGUGACCUGCCCAACAUAGUGCCCAAUCUCGCUGUAAAUGCCGACGCCAACGCCGCGACCCUCGAUGGCUUGGGAGGGUCCGCUGAGGUGGGGGCGCUCACCUGGGGUGGGACUGAGGAUGAGGUUGAUCAGCGACUUUUCGGAACACCCAACCAGUUUAAGAUCGUCCUCGUAGCAGAUCCCCUCUACGACGAUAUCCACCCUAGGCUCCUGCAAGGCGCUAUCAUGAACCAGCUUGCCCUUGGUGGCGACGCUCGCGCCAUUGUCAUGGUGCCUAAGCGCGACCAGACCACAAUAGGCCUACUGGAAAACUUCAAGACUUUUAUGAUACAGGGAGAGGGCGCCCUGGAUUGUCUUGAGCAGGGUGAGAUUGGCGGCCAGGAUGACUGGGAGGUCAACGAUGAUGAGGACAUCAAAUGUUGGUGGGGAAUAUUCGCACGUCGGUAG